GCACGCCAGCAGGCAGCGCCCCGCCCAGGGCGUUCGCGCGCCCCCCCUCCACGCCCCUGCUGCUGCUGCCGCCGCCCUCGGGCGCGGCGUGCAGCGGUCGGGCGCGGGCGCCAUGAGAGCGCGGGCGCCGCCGCCGCUGCUGCUGCCGCUGCUCGCCGCCGGAGCGGGCGCGGCGUCGACGCCGAGGCUGGAGAUUGCUCCAGGCGUCCACAUGCCGCUGGUCUCGAUCAGCACGUGGACGGAGGACGAGCGGCCCACGCGCUCCAACAUGUCCGAGAUCAUCACCUCGUGGCUCGGCUCCGGGUACGGCAUCGACGCGGCGAGCGUCGCCGCCAACCAGCGGGACGUGGCCCGCGCGAUCAACAUGAGCGGCAUCGCGCGCCGCGAGCUCUUCAUUGCGUCGAAGAUCCCGACGUGCAUGGGCGAGACCACGGCGCAGACGCUGAUCCAGCGGGAGCUCCGCACCCUCGGGCUGGACUACAUCUUCUGCCCCGGCACCUGGCGGGCCCUGGAGAAGUUCCGGUCGGACGGCAAGCUGAAGAGUAUCGGCGUCAGCAAUUUUGACUCUCAGCAGUUGGCGCGCCUUCUGCGGGUCGCCGAGGUGCCCCCCGCGGUCAACCAGGUGGAGUUCAACGCGCACAGCCGCCCCGACGACACCGAGGCGUUCUGCGCCGAGCACAACAUCACCAUCAGGGCAUGGUCGCCCCUGGGGGAGGCACGCGCUGACGGUGCUGACGAGCGGCGCCGAGCCGUUGGGCGCGAGCAUGGACCUCUUCGGAUUCUCGCUCAGCGAGGGCGAGGUCUCGAAGCUCGACGCGCUGAAGCGGGACCAGGUCAGCGGCGUGCGGGGAGGGGCGGCGGUGGAGCUCGCGUAGCUUGCCCUGCACGCUCCAGGUCUUGGGCCUGGAGGAGUGACCACGGUGAGAGGUCCCAAUGGCACGGAAUGCACGGUCGCAGCUCCUUCCUUCUUUCUCUCG
Messenger RNA from Prorocentrum cordatum, 977 nucleotides. NCBI's taxonomy places the organism in Eukaryota, Dinophyceae, Prorocentrales, Prorocentraceae. The record is from the annotation of a GenBank genome assembly.